Molecule: messenger RNA, 589 nt
Organism: Pseudogymnoascus verrucosus
Lineage: Eukaryota; Fungi; Ascomycota; Leotiomycetes; Thelebolales; Thelebolaceae
Exons: 2
Coding region: 125-589 (154 amino acids)
Molecular function (GO): oxidoreductase activity
Source: RefSeq, a predicted model, not a curated record
GUUAAUUAUAAAGGUCUACAUAUAGAAUCCAUUUAACAAUUUAAAUCCCAAAUAUUUUCUCAGAUAAUUCCCAACAAAAACCGCAAUAAAAUAUAUAUCAUAUACUACCUCAGUCACAAACGCAAUGGAUAUCAAGAAAAUGGACCAAGGCCUCCUCAAACGCAACCCCUCCCUCACCCCCGCCGAAUUCUCCCACCACUGGUACAACGUCCACGCCCCCCUCGUAAUCCCCUUCUUCCUCCACUCCGGAAUCCAACACUACGAACAAAUACACGCCCCCCUCUCGACCUCCGAUCCCAACCUCGACAUCUCAGCCUGGGACGGCGUAGCGGGCAUGCCGCCACAGGAGGUCCUUGAUGCGCCGUCGACGUUGCCGAAGUGGAAACAGGAUUAUUAUAGGGAGGUGAUAUUGGUGGAUGAGAAGAGGUUUUUGAUUAGUGCGGCGCUGGAGCAUAUUUUUAGGGUUGGGCCGGGGACGGUGGAGGGGGAGAAGAAGGUGGUGAUUAAGGAGGGGAAGGCGCUGGUGGAGGUUGGGGAGGAGGUGUGGAGGGUUUGGAGGGAGUAUGAGAGGAGGGGGGAGGAGGAAUAG